Messenger RNA from Spirodela intermedia, 201 nucleotides. The record is from the annotation of a GenBank genome assembly. Lineage: Eukaryota; Viridiplantae; Streptophyta; Magnoliopsida; Alismatales; Araceae.
AUGAGCAUACAGGUCUUGCCCACCGCGCCGUCCCCCACUGUGACGCACUUGAUGAACUUGGCCGCGUUGGUUCCCAUUGCCGCCAAGACGAAGACCCAGCAACCCGCAGAGAGAACUUCACGCAGCGAGAGAGAGAGAGAGAGAGAGGGGCAGGGAAGAAAGGGGAGAUAUGAAGGUGCUUCCUUGAAAGAGAGAAAGUGA